Molecule: messenger RNA, 1971 nt
Organism: Ctenocephalides felis (cat flea)
Lineage: Eukaryota; Metazoa; Arthropoda; Insecta; Siphonaptera; Pulicidae
Exons: 13
Coding region: 1-1971 (656 amino acids)
Biological process (GO): hippo signaling; positive regulation of transcription by RNA polymerase II
Cellular component (GO): cytoplasm; nucleus
Molecular function (GO): transcription coactivator activity; ubiquitin binding
Source: RefSeq, a predicted model, not a curated record
AUGGCGGACGGCGUGGACAAAAGGGGGCCCAUGCCGCCGGGCUGGGAAGCCCGAUACGAUAAUAGGACAGGCAGGCAUUAUUAUCUGAACCACUAUACAAAGACUACAUCAUGGGAGGACCCGAGACUGAAAUUGAAACAAAUAAAUGGAAUUAUGAACGAAUGCGGCCCUGUUCAGGCCAAUUCAUCACCAUAUCAUGUCUAUCCUGCACAAUUUCCGGUCCAGGCCGCUUUUCACACGCCGACAGAUGGCAGCCCGAUCGCACAAAACCGAUUGUUGUUAAAUCCAGAUCCAAUGGAAAUAGAACAAGCCGUAAACCGUAUCCAUGCAAUGUUUCCAACAGCCACUGAUACACAUAUAAGGAUUUUACUUAAGAAGUAUUACAACCGUGAAGCGGUUGUUAUCUCGGCUUUGCAAGUAGAAAAGCAUCCUAUAUCCGAACCGGGACCGUUGGUGUUUCGUACGCCUCCCGCAAGGUGGAGACAUUUAUCCGGUGCCAAUAUUGCUGUUAAUGCUUUGCAGAUGACACCAAUUAUGGGGCGAGAUAAUUCUUCAAAAUCUGGCAGCCCAAUGAUGAGCGGAAGGAUUAGUACACCCAUAACCAGGGCAUCUUCAGGAAAUAGCACAACUCUGUAUGGAUCUCCUUUGGGUUUCAGGAGUUCUCCGAGGCCACAUUCUUCGCCAAAGAUGAAACUCAGGUAUCUCAAAUCAAUUUUCCCGAAAGCAGACGAGACGUUGCUCCUGGAUAUUCUAGCAGGAUCGGACAACAAUGUUCAAGGGGCUUCCUUGAAACUUCUAGGCCUUGGUUACGAAAAACAAGUCACUUUUUCACCCCUCACCACUGUGGAAGACAGAAAGAAGUGCAACAGCAAAGACGCCAAGAAGAAAGAAGCAUCAAAAUUGACUUCUAAAUCCACCAAUAAACACCAGGAUGCGGAUGGCGACCAAAAAAGCCAGAAGUCUGGAGCUGGUGAGGAUGAUGGGAAGGACUUGGAUAAGAUUGCUAAGAGCAGGGAAGAGAAAACCAGAAUGCAACAGUUGAUGCAAACCCAAUAUGCACAAGUGUCCAACGAACUUGUUCGUUUAGCUUUAGACAGUGCCAACUACAGUGAACAAAAAGCCAAAAGGUUUCUGGAUAGUGUAGUAGUCGACAAAAAGAAACCAACACCUGGAGACGUUAAACCAGAAGUUUCUGCCGAUCAGGUUGUCUUGACAUCAAGUACUGCCCAAGAAAUUACUAGUAGUGAAGUCAAAGAGGAUAUAGUAGAGAUUAAGACUGAUGAUGGUGAAAAAAGAAACGUUGUUUGUACAGAUGAAACCGACAAGGUGGAAAGUGUGAAGAGCAAAAGUAGCAAAAGUAGUGGUGGAGGUGCUGGUGGUGCUGACAAGAGGAAUAAAAACAAUGUCAAUGGUGGAGAUUCUAUUACUGGAUUGCAUUGGAAAACGAACAAAAGUGGUAAUUCUUCUCCAAAACAGGACGAUGGUUCUUCCAGCACACCUGAAGAUGGAUCUUCCAAAGAGAACUCCUGGGACAAGAUCACUGCAGCUCUUAAUAUGAAAGACAGGUGGAUGCUCCUAAAAAAUCAUACCAGUCAACUAUCAAAGCAGCAGCAACGAACACAGGCUAAAGGACCAGAUUCGACACUCUGCAAGGGGCCGGACAAUGAUCUAUUAUUACUCGAUUACCAGGCCUGGUGCGGCCCGGAUCCGGCAAUGUGCAAAGGGCCCUCCAAAGCUCUACUGUCUUCGUAUCAGAAUACCAAGAAUGUUCUGUUGAAUUCCGUCAACAAAUCUGUCAACCAGACGUCAAUCAGCACGAGUACUAUUGCUUCCAAUUUGAUGAAUAAAACGAAAAGUGGGACUACAUUGAAUGCCAAAGGGCCGAAUCCGCUCCUGAGGAAGGGCCCGGAUAAAAGUAUACUUCUAUUAUCAGGUACUUCCAAUGGUAGCAAAAAAUCCUUUGGACUAUAA